This is a messenger RNA of Neohortaea acidophila, 928 nucleotides long. RefSeq names its product actin-related protein 2/3 complex subunit 3. The record is from RefSeq and is a predicted model, not a curated record. The transcript has 2 exons. Gene Ontology annotation, cellular component: Arp2/3 protein complex; cytoskeleton. Gene Ontology annotation, molecular function: actin filament binding. Gene Ontology annotation, biological process: regulation of actin filament polymerization; Arp2/3 complex-mediated actin nucleation. The coding region runs from base 109 to 681 and encodes 190 amino acids. Lineage: Eukaryota; Fungi; Ascomycota; Dothideomycetes; Mycosphaerellales; Teratosphaeriaceae.
CAGGCAGACAUCACGCAUUGACUACGCCGGCGGGAACACGCCAGACCGACUUCCACACUCCUCCCCAGCACAUCGCGCCGGCCAUUGAGGCCCCUAAAACCGCCCAUCAUGCCCGCCUACCACUCCGUCUUCCUCGACGAGCCGAAUCAACAACUCGCAGGCAACUUCGCCCUCCUCCCCCUCCGCACCAAAACCAGAGGCCCCGCACAACAACUGCCCGCCCUUGCACCAGGCACAUCGGACCUCGACCUCGAACCCUCAAACCCCUCCUACGACCCACUCGACGAGGUCCUCUCGCUCUUCCGCGCCAACACCUUCUUCCGCAACUUCGAGAUCAAGGGCCCCGCCGACCGCGUGUUGAUCUAUGGCAUCCUCUUCGUCUCCGACAUCCUGACCAAAAUCCGACCGAACAUGCAGCGACGGGAAGCGGAGAAGGCGGUGCUGAAUGUCGCGCUUGACACCAACUUUGCCAUUCCUGGUGAUGCGGGCUUCCCUCUUAACCAGGCCUUUGAGCCGCCGCGGGAUCGGAAUGAGGCGGAAGUGUUGCGGCAGUAUAUUAUGCAGAUGAGGCAGGAGCUGGCGUAUAGGUUGCUGGCGAGGGUGUACGCGGAUGGCACUGGGGUGCCGUCAAAGUGGUGGCUCAGCUAUUCGAAACGGAAAUUCAUGGGCAAGCAGUUAUGAGCAGUGAGUGCGAUGAUGAGCCGCGAUUUCCGGUAUUUCCAUCACGCCGGUCUCCUGGACUGUCCAUUUCUCGAACCAGGGUCGCGAAAAUGGAUCCGUACGGCGGGCUCUGGCCGGAGAGGUAGAUUGUACUAGCCACUGGAUCCAUGGCAGCACAGAAAUGGAAAUCACAUGAAUCUGUUUAUUCCAUACUUCCUUCCUCGCCCAUCUUCAAACUGUGACGAUCAGGCUUGUCCUCCGGUAGCCA